AUGAAGAUUUCAAUCACCUUACUUGCCCUUCUCGGACUGAGUUGCGCACACCAAAGCAUUGUCGGCAGAACACCCCCGCCCCCAGGUCCGCCGAUCAAAGAAAUUCAAGAUCUUAUAGUCAACGGCAUCAAGGGCUGGGGGCCAGCCUCGAAUCUCAAGCCCCCUUCGAGCCCCAAACCCCCUCUGCGAGAAAUGCCCUUUGGCCUAGGCUUGCCUAAGCCGCCGCACAAGUAUCCGCCUGGCAAAACCGGAGUGUCGAGAAUUCCGGGCUCGCCUCUUGGACCACAGAAGAAGUGCAGGCCAUGCAAGAGGAAGAGGCAGCUCUGUUGCAGUAGCGUCGGCAACCUCGGUCGACCGAUUCAUAAGUUGGGCAGAAUUGGGUUGACAAAGGCUGUUGGCAAGGCAGCCGCUUUCAGUCUGCUGGCACCGCACGCGAGAGAGUUACUCGAAGCGAUCAAGGAUAGCCCUGUUGGAGCACCUGUGCGCUGGUUUGACGAUGCGAUGGCCUCUGUCCAGGAGGCGAUUGGAGGCCCCCUGAGGAGUGAUAUUGACGGAAACGAACUGAAAGCCUGGAUAAUUUGUGCGUUUAAAGGAGGAGAAGAGUCCGAGAUUGCUCAAGGCCGGAAGAGUCAUUUUUGCACCUCUACAGCGGAUGAAUUCAACCAGGAUUUUGAGGACGCAGCUAAAAACGGAGAGCUAGAAAAGCUUGUCUGUACGUGUGCGUAUGUAGAGGCGAGUUGGACAUAUCCGCAAAUGAGAGGUGGAUCUCCGGCUGCGAGCGACGUUUCGGAUAGGAUGUGUAAAGCAUUUUUCAAGAGCAACCAAUACGGGGAGUUUCAAUGGAAGAGGGGGCUGAAUGAGCUGAUGGAUGUUUGUUCCAAUAUUGAGACGAAUCCGGACUCUUUGGGGGGCGAGGGCUCUUCCAAAAACAUCAAAGAGCGCUGUGCCACUCUGCAAGCAGAGAUAAAAAAGGUAGAGAAGGGCGCGGAAAAGCCGGGGGAGGGGAUCCCGAUGGCCAACUUUGGGAGUUGCAAAUGCGAUGCCUACAAGUUGUCGAAGUAUGGCCAGUACUGCGGCAACAAUUGUCGGGCUUUGUAUUUCAUGGGCGAUUGGCGUCUAAACAUCGUGGGAGAUCAACCAAAGCCGGAGAAAAAGCCGGUUCAGAAGAAGCCGGACACUUCAGAGGAUAAGGAACAUCAAGAGCUUGUGAAUCAGUACUUUGCCGAAGUGCGAGAACAAAUAGAAGCGAUGUCGCCAGAGACAUUGGAGGAGAUGGAGGACCCGGCCAAGCUCAAAAAGGACAUUAAAGAAGAAGAUGCGGCAACUCAGCGCAAUGAGGAUAUAUCACGUCACUUUAGGAAUCUUGACGCCUUUUAUGCGAAUCGUGGCUAUUCUAAGCUUUACAAGGCGAGUCACAAAUUUGCCUUACUUACGAUAGAAACUAAGAGGGCUGACCGCUUUAACAAGUCCCAUGUCGAUAUCUCAAAAAGUGCGAAGCUUUUCGGCAUCGACCACAAUCAAUAUUUAUCUAGUACCUUACCUCGCUACGUCGAGGGUAUAUUGCGCUUUCCACCAUGCGGUUAUCAAAGCGUGACGUGUUCACCGGGUCAGCCGAGCCUAAAUCAGGCCACGAGAUCACGUGACCACGUGUUCCUUUCUUCUGCACCCCUGCAUUUGUCAAACUCAAUCAUGAUGGCACACGGCUGGUCUCUAAUCGGAUUGGCUCCAGGUGCCCAGGCCAAUUCGUACACUAUAAAGGAAGGUCUUGCUAUUAGUGCCAGCCCUAUCCACAUAUCAUCGGAUUUGUGGACAUCGCCGCAUCGACACUCACUGCUGGCUGUAUGCGCACAGUGGAUGGAUGCAGAGGGUCGGCUGCAAAAGGCCCUGCUAGGAUUACCGGAAUGCCGCUAUUCCCAUAGUGGUGAGCAGCAGGCCAGCCUAAUUCUUCAGGUCAUUGAAGAAUUCGACAUUCAGUCGAACCUGGGAUGGCACACCAGCGACAAUGCGACCUCGAACAACACCUGCUUGGAGGUGAUGCAGUCUCGCUUAUUGACUGAGCACCAGAUCCAGUUCAACGCCAGACAACGUCGUAUCAGAUGUAUAGGCCAUAUUAUCCACCUCUCGCUCCAGGCAUUCUUGCUAGCGUCAUCACGGGAAGCUCUUCUUGCCGCCUUGGAAUCUGCAGCUGAUGUCUCCGGAGAAGAACUGAUAGUGCGCUUUUCAGAUAUUCUCGAGUCCCAGAAGCAGAACAGCGAACAGAUUGUACGCUAUCAAAAGAGCGAUGGCCGGGACAGCCUUGAAUCUGGCAACAAUGAGUUCUCUGGCAUCCAGGGCUUGACCCCCCUCCGCAAGCUCCACGAACUAGCCGUCUGGCUUCGCAGUUCGUCUCUUCACGCGGAUAUUUGGGAUGACAGCGUCGGUCUUCGGCUUGGUAUUGACAACAGAACCCGGUGGUCCUCCUGGUUUCUAGUCAUAGACAGAGCUAUCACAAAGCAAGCCGAGAUCAAGGCUUUCAUGACGGAUCAUGAAGCAGCUCUAGGCAAUAAUCGCCUCAAAGCUCAGGACUGGGAUUUCCUUGACAAGGCCCGCACGUUCCUCCAACCGUUUGCUUCCGCCACACUCUAUGCAGAAGGGGAGAAGUCGUCAAUAUCGCAGUCAUUAUCUCUGAUGGACGCUCUCCUUGCCCAUUACGAGAGAAACAAGGUGCACUACUCCCAAGAAGACCAUCGAGAUCUCCGGAUGACGCCUGUCUAUGCUGCGGCUCUUCUUCUUGAUCCUUCCCGCAGAGCCGCGUAUAUUCGGAAGAAUUGGCCAACUUCAUGGGUGGAACCCGCUAUUGCGGCCGCGAAAGAGCUAUGGGAGUCGACCUUCAGCGUGACGCGAGUCGAAUCAGACGCUAUUACACCAUCGCUGUCGCCUCCACUGGAAAUGACCUCCCGACAGCGUGGGGCUGAGCUCGAUUUGCUAAUGAAAGAUAUGGAGGUCAUCACAGCCGACACAAGGGAUGAUGAUGACUUCGGCGCCUUCAUUGAGCAGCCAACUUUCCGGAUAGACUGCAGUCCCCUCGACUGGUGGUCUCGUAGCGAGCAAAAGUCGCGCUAUCCCCGGCUAUGCCAUGGCCAUCACUCUGUUGUCCAUUCCAGCAGAAUCAUCGGAGCCUGA
Messenger RNA from Beauveria bassiana ARSEF 2860, 3162 nucleotides. RefSeq names its product Tfo1 transposase. Bases 1 to 3162 code for a protein of 1053 amino acids. The transcript is spliced from 11 exons. The record is from RefSeq and is a predicted model, not a curated record. NCBI's taxonomy places the organism in Eukaryota, Fungi, Ascomycota, Sordariomycetes, Hypocreales, Cordycipitaceae.